UUUACCUUGUGUCAGUUGUAUCAGAAGACGUCGAAAAAGGAAGACGGAUUUUGCUGAAUUUGAUUCCAUUCAUCUGUUGUGUUAGUUUUUUGAUUUAGUAAAAAAUUCAUAAUAUUAUAAUAUAGUUGUGACAGAACUGCAAGCAUCAUCUGAACAAAAGAACAUUUCGGAGACUUUAACGCAGAUUGAAUUAUGAGCAACAGACAGGCCAUAGGAUGGGCCUUCCUGUGCCUGAUGGGAACUACAAUUGUGGCACCCGUGUUCACCUACCCAAGUACCUCAGCUCAACAACCGCAAGAACACCGCUCAGCCCAACCACAGCAGCACUACGAAUCGCAGCACCCCGUGUACCAACCACAACACUAUCCAGUCUACCAGCCAGAACAGGACGCUAGGAAAUUCGUCGAAAAACCCAAUGCUAGCAAAAAAGUCGCCGCCACCACCACCGGAGGAGGUGUGGUCGAAGACCGCAACGACUUGGACGACGUGCAGACGAAUUCCAUCUCGCAAGAGACGGCCGGUGGCUUUUCGUGGAGCAGCGUUUUGGGAAUGAUCAUGCAAAUGUUGUUCAACCCGGCCACCGCCCCAACAGGUCCCAGCAAAUCUGAUGUUAUAGAUGGCGAACAAGGUAUUCCUCCGGCCUCCCCGUGGGCUAAUUUGUUUUCCGUAGGUCUGAAAAUACUGACCGCAUUUUUGGGUGGCGGCAACAUGGCGGGAGAUGGAAUCGAUAAAGUAGACAACUCUUCACCGAUGCAGGGUGUAUUGGCGGCGGUCUUAUCUACAGUACUCGGCAGCAAGGAUCCCGAUCAAGUGGCCACCAUGGCCAAGCAAGCUGGAGAGUUCAUCAAUAUCGUCGUGAACCUCUUGGAUGCCCUCAAGACCUCUUUCAGCCACAGAUCUCUGCACGCCAGAUCUAUGGGCAAGAAGGAUACCGUGUCCGACGCAGCCGUAGCUAGCAUUUCUAUUUUCAAAGGUUACGUCAAAACCAUGAACACCGCCGACGACGUGUGCGCACAAAAGUUCGUGUGCGAAGCCAACAAGGAAUGUGCGGGCGAAACUACAAGCUCUAGUGCCAUAUACUGCCAACUCGGAACAUACGCUACCAGCUUUUUGCUGCAGAGAGCGGGCACCGCACCUUUCGAAGUGUACUACGACGCCGGAAGACGAGGACGAUCGGGCGACGACUGCCGUCAACUGUAUUUGGCCUGUAAUGAAGUCUAAUAAAACCGAGUUCGGAAAUUUUCAAAGAACACGACCCGCGACUAUACAUUUCCCACAAGUUCUUGUUAUAGUUUCUUCAUAGUACAACUACCGAACAACGUCCUUUCCACGCCAAUCCGAUCAGAAGAAACCGCGAUCUCGUUUCCCCUCCCGAUUUUGACUAUUUAUAUACUAUACGAAUCCGGACAUCAGGCUUGACGGUUUUUUCUUUAGGAUUUAAACAUUUAUUUAUUUAUUUUUUAAUUCCGUAACGUUUUACUAAGUAAUAGUAUAAUAUAUAUAUACAUAUAUAUUAUUUUAUAUAUUUAAUAUAUUCCUAUUGUUCGAAUGACAAUGCAUUUUGUAUCAUAGUAGUCUGAUUUAUUAUUUUAUGUAUAUUAUUAAAAAAAUUAUUUAUACCUUAUUUAUUUUAA
Molecule: messenger RNA, 1634 nt
Organism: Adelges cooleyi (spruce gall adelgid)
Lineage: Eukaryota; Metazoa; Arthropoda; Insecta; Hemiptera; Adelgidae
Exons: 8
Coding region: 193-1221 (342 amino acids)
Source: RefSeq, a predicted model, not a curated record